CACACUUCUCAAGCCUUAACAGAGCACACUAUAGUUUUCUUUGUUACUUAUGAGAAAAAUCUGAAUUAAAUGAGGCUGUGAGUAUCCGAGAUCUAGUAAUGGCUGCCACACGCACAGGAAGGUUCGUUUUGAAGUACAACUUGAGCUAUUUGACUCUGUGUGUUAAUGGUGAAAGAGGAACAGAGAGAUAGUUAUUGGUCUCAAAAGCAAAGUUAGCUAGAAGCUGGAUUGAUAUGUAUCCUGGUUUCUUCAUUUGCAAGACAAAAACUAUUCUCGACUUUUAAAAUAAUAAUUAGAAAUUAUUCAAAUAAUUAUGUUAAAGUAUUGUUUAUUGAUAUCAAUAACUGGCCUUCUAGGCCGAAGAGAAUACUAUCAUCGGCCUGUCAUGUCUUAUAUUUGCUGUAGUGGUAUGUCACUAAUGCGAAGUUGUAUUUUCUUGCUUAAAUAGUAGUGCUCUUGGGUGACCUUGUAGACACAUAGUAUUUGUAUGUUGAGACCAAAGAAUGUGCGUUAGAUAACUUUUGACUAAUUAUGUACAAGUUCCAAGUGUGUAUUUGUAGCAUCUCAACCUGAUCAUCUGGCUUAUCACUGCCGUGGAAAUGUUACCAGAAUCAAAAGUGUUAAGACUAAUAAGUUUACAUAUACGGAGAAUCGAUUUCAUAAUUUACAAAACUAAAGGUAUAUGGUGUAUGUUUUUGUUCAACCUUUGUUCCCAUAUAAAUAUCAGUGGUUUUAUCCACUAGUCUUAAGAUUUAGUCCUACCACGUCCCAGUAAGUAGUACGUUACGUGUUAAUUUAAAAUUUACGAAGAUGAGUUCAUAAAAAAUGUUGCUAACAGAAUAAAUAUAUUUUCUUGUGGAAAAGCCAAGGAAAUAAAGAUGAACCAGUCCAUGGCGCCUUGACGCUUAGUUGCUCAACCAAAAAAAAAGAGCCAGUCCUUGGCGCCUAUAAACGCGGUUUUGUUUGUAAUUUUGUCGCUGUUGCCAAAGUCUUCGACAUCUACAUCACAGUUAAAUGUCAACUCGCUUCACUUUUUUUUUCUCUCUUGUAAAAAUGUUCUCUCUUUUUUUUUUUUUUUCCUUUAAAUGUUCUCUCUUAUAUGAUCUACGCGCUACAUUUAUUUUCUUGGGGUAAAAUAUUAAAUAUCUACGCGCUAAAUAACAAUAUAUAUACUAACCCUCGCAGGGUAAUCAUUUUAUUACAUUCUAACUUUUGCUCUAGCUAGUUUUCUUGAGGAAAGAUGCAGCCUAUCUUCCAUGCGAUCCUUCAAAACGAACUUCCAGCUUUUCUGAGUUUGGUGAGGGAGAGAGACUCGUGGCUAGAGGAGAGAAACGAUGAGCAACACAGCAACACGGUGUUGCACAUGGCUGCGAAGCAUGGACGUGGAGAAUUCGUAUCAAAGAUCAUCGAGCUCCGACGACCUUCCCUCAUAUGUUCCCGUAACGCAUACGGGAACACACCUUUGCAUCUCGCUGCUCUCUUUGGAGACGUAAACAUAAUUAUGACGAUGUUAGAGUUUGGACCGGAAGCCUGUUCGGCCCGCAACAACAACAACCAAACACCCCUCCACUUAGCUUGCCGCAGCAUUUCUGUGGAGUCUGCCACACUUUUUGCGGAAACGAUACAAUCAGUCGGCCUCCACGAACUCAAUUUCGCCAUAUUAAGUGGAAUGGCUGGGACUAUACUGGAGAGAUUCCCAGACCUAGCUAGGGAGGAAGCUUGGCCUGUCCAAGGCGGCUCGCUAUCAUCCCUGCUGCACCAUGCGUGUGACAGAGGAGACCUUGAACUGACAAGAAUAUUGUUAGGGCUCCAUGAAAGACUAGAUGAAGCUCUUGACACCAACGGUUUAUCACCUCUGCACCUGGCGGUCCUCCGAGGCUCGGUUGUAAUCCUGGAGGAGUUCUUGAACAAGGCUCCGUUGUCUUUCUACUCUCUCACGCCAUCAAAAGAGUCAGUCUUUCAUCUGGCUGCAAGAAACAAUAACAUGGAUGCCUUCGUUUUCAUGGCGGAGAGUGUGGGCAUUGACAGCCAGAUUCUUUUGCAGCAAACAGAUGAAGAUGGCAACACUGUCUUACAUGUUGCUGCCUCCGUGGCUUGUGGUGCUCCGUUUGUGCAUUACAUUCGUAAGCGUACUGAUAAACGCUGCAAGAACAACUUCGGGUUUGCAGCUUAUCAACUGAUUCCUCAAGAAGCCGUAAACUUUGAGUUGUUAUCACGCUGGCUGAGGUUUGAUACCGAGACUCCAGAAGAACUGAAUAGUGAAGAGUACGAUGGUCACUCUAGACCAAUCCAACAACAAUCUCUAGGACGAGUUAAAUCUUUAGGUAUCCGCGGAAGAUCUGAUGAGGACCAGGUAAUACGGAUGCUUACGCUAAUCGAAAUAAACACAUCUGAGAUCGCAGAGAGAAAGAGAAGAAGUAAAGAAGAGAAAGUGAAAAGAGAUCAUGAGGGCUUGGAAUAUAAAAUGCAUAUAGAAGCAUUACAAAAUGCAAGAAAUACUAUUGCCAUAGUCGCAGUUCUGAUUGCUUCAGUUGCUUAUGCCGGUGGGAUAAACCCUCCAGGCGGCGUCUACCAAGACGGGCCAUGGAGAGGCAAAUCCAUUGUGGGCAAAACAACAGCAUUUAAGGUCUUUGCGAUAUGCAACAACAUUGCACUCUUCACGUCCUUGUGCAUCGUUAUUCUCUUAGUUAGCAUUAUACCUUUCAAGAGGAAACCCUUGAAGAGAUUACUGGUGGUCACACACAAGAUGAUGUGGGUUUCUGUAGGGUUCAUGGCUACAGCUUAUGUUGCGGCGUCUUGGGUGACCAUACCACAUUACCACGGAACACGAUGGUUGUUUCCAGCCAUUAUUGCCAUUGGUGGUGGAGCUUUAGUGGUACUCUUUUCUUACCUCGUAGUUGAGACCAUCGGUCAUUGGUUUAGAAAGCUGAAUCGUGUGGGAGAUAUACCGUCCUUUGCAAGUACCUGUUCAGAUUUGGCCGUCUCAGGAGUUUCUGGCUAUUUCACCUAUUGAAAUAUUUUGGAGAAGUUGCUUAUUUUUCACCAGUUCAAAUUUACCACUGUGUUGUUUUCCCC
Brassica rapa (field mustard) is the source of this 3075-nucleotide messenger RNA. Its product is annotated as ankyrin repeat-containing protein ITN1-like. NCBI's taxonomy places the organism in Eukaryota, Viridiplantae, Streptophyta, Magnoliopsida, Brassicales, Brassicaceae. Gene Ontology annotation, cellular component: plasma membrane. Gene Ontology annotation, molecular function: protein binding. The record is from RefSeq and is a predicted model, not a curated record.